CGCAAAUGCAGGAUGCUUUGACAGGACGUGAAGGAGUAAGCACCCCAUGGCAUAACAUCAAUCAACUCACGAAAACUGACAGUGGGUACCUCUAGAUUUGAUCCUUUCGAGAAAACAGUUCCAUUAGAUGGCCAGCAUGCUGCUCUACGUUGUACUCAUCAUCAUCGUCGGCACGGCUCUUUCCAAAGAACGGUGUGAUGUACAAUACGGGUUCACCCGAGACCCAAGUCGAUGUGACACGUAUCGACUGUGCUCUAAUGGCUUAGUGGUGAGCUCUGCCAGGUGUCAGGACGGCUUCUUGUUCGACAACUCCACCAAACGGUGCAAGGAACCUGGCCAAGUACAGUGUGACACCGGUUCUUCUUCCAGGAGAGAUGACUCAAAAGUUGGACAACCGUGCGAUGUGUCCUACGGGUUCACCCGAGACCCGAGUCGAUGUGACGCGUUUCUACUGUGCUCUAAUGGUGUAGUGGUGCGCACUGCCAAGUGUCAGGAAGGGAACUGGUUCGAUAACUCCACCAAAAUGUGCAAGUAUAGUUACCAAGUGCAAUGUGACAUCGGUUCUACCCGGCAAAAUGACUCAACAGUCGGACAACCGUGCGAUGUGUACUCCGGGAAAACCCAAGACCCAAGUCGAUGUGACACGUUUCUACUGUGCUCUAGAGGCCUAGUGGUGAGCUCUACCAAGUGUCAGGAAGGGUUCUUGUUCGAUAACUCCACCAAAGUGUGCAGGCCACGAGACCAGGUACAGUGUGACAUCGGUUCUUCCAGGACAAAUGGCUCCACAGUUGGGGUGUCAGGACGGCUUCUUGUUCGAUAACUCCACCAAACGGUGCAAGGAACCUGGCCAAGUACAGUGUGACACCGGUUCUUCUUCCGGGAAAACGGGCUCAACUGUCGGGCAACCGUGCGAUGUAAUCUCCGGGUAUACCUCUGACCCAAGUCGAUGUGACACGUUUCUACUGUGCUCUGGAGGCCUUGUGGUGAGCUCUACCAAGUGCCGGUAUGAGUUCUUUUUCGAUAACUCCACCAAAGUGUGCAGGCCACCUAACCAAGUACGGUGUCAUAACGGUUCUACCGGGACAAGUGGAUCGAAAGUCGGAGAAACGUGCGAUGUGUUCUCCGGGUAUACCCAAGACCCAAGUCGAUGUGACACGUUUCUACUGUGCUCUAGAGGCCAAGUGGUGAGCUCUACCAAGUGCGGGGAAGGGUUCUUGUUCGACAAUUCCACCAAAGCGUGCAGGCCAAGAGACCAAGUACAGUGUGACAUCGGUUCUUCCACGACAAUUGGCUCGAAAGUCGGAGAAACGUGCGAUGUGUUCUCCGGGUAUACCCAAGACCCAAGUCGAUGUGACACGUAUCUACUGUGCUCUAGAGGCCUAGUGGUGAGCUCUACCAAGUGCGGGGAUGGGUUCUUGUUCGACAAUUCCACCAAAGCGUGCAGGCCACGAGACCAAGUACGAUGUGACAUCGGUUCUUCCACGACAAUUGGCUCGAAAGUCGGAGAAACGUGCGAUGUGUUCUCCGGGUAUACCCAAGAGCCAAGUCGAUGUGACACGUUUCUACUGUGCUCUAGAGGCCUAGUAGUGAGCUCUACCAAGUGCGGGGAUGGGUUCUUGUUCGACAAUUCCACCAAAGCGUGCAGGCCACGAGACCAAGUACGGUGUGACAUCGGUUCUUCCACGACAAGUGGCUCGAAAGUCGGAGAAACGUGCGAUGUGUUCUCCGGGUAUACCCAAGACCCAAGUCGAUGUGACACGUAUCUACUGUGCUCUAGAGGCCUAGUGGUGAGCUCUACCAAGUGCGGGGAUGGGUUCUUGUUCGACAAUUCCACCAAAGCGUGCAGGCCACGAGACCAAGUACGAUGUGACAUCGGUUCUUCCACGACAAUUGGCUCGAAAGUCGGAGAAACGUGCGAUGUGUUCUCCGGGUAUACCCAAGACCCAAGUCGAUGUGACACGUUUCUACUGUGCUCUAGAGGCCAAGUGGUGAGCUCUACCAAGUGCGGGGAUGGGUUCUUGUUCGACAAUUCCACCAAAGCAUGCAGGCCACGAGACCAAGUACGGUGUGACAUCGGUUCUUCCAAGACAAUUGGCUCGAAAGUCGGAGAAACGUGCGAUGUGUUCUCCGGGUAUACCCAAGACCCAAGUCGAUGUGACACGUUUCUACUGUGCUCUAGAGGCCUAGUAGUGAGCUCUACCAAGUGCGGGGAUGGGUUCUUGUUCGACAAUUCCACCAAAGCGUGCAGGCCACGAGACCAAGUACAGUGUGACAUCGGUUCUUCCAGGACAAAUCCAACCGUUGGAGGACUGUGUGAUGUGGCCACUGGAUUCACCAGAGACUCAAGUCGUUGUGACGCGUUUCUACUGUGCGCUAACGGCGUAGUGGUGCGCACUGCAAUGUCAGGAAGGGUUCUGGUUCGAUAACUCCACCAAACUGUGCGAGCGACGUGACCAAGUACAGUGUGACGUCAGUUCUUCCAGGAUAAAUGGCUCAACAACAGUUGGGGAGUCGUGCGAUGUGUACUCCGGGAAAACCCAAGACCCAAGUCGAUGUGACACGUUUUUACUGUGCUCUAGAGGCCUAGUGGUGAGCUCUACCAAGUGUCAGGAAGGGUUCUUGUUCGAUAACUCCACCAAAGUGUGCAGGCCACGAGACCAAGUACAGUGUGACAUCGGUUCUUCCAGGACAAAUGGCUCUACAGUUGGGGGUAAGUGAAACAUAUAGAUAGAUAGAUAGAUAGAUAGAUAGAUAGAUAGAUAGAUAGAUAGAUAG
This is a messenger RNA of Aplysia californica (California sea hare), 2775 nucleotides long. RefSeq lists its product as uncharacterized. Gene Ontology annotation, molecular function: chitin binding. The record is from RefSeq and is a predicted model, not a curated record. Gene Ontology annotation, cellular component: extracellular region. NCBI's taxonomy places the organism in Eukaryota, Metazoa, Mollusca, Gastropoda, Aplysiida, Aplysiidae.